AUGAACAAACUGCGGAAGAAGAACAAAAAGGUGGAAGCACCUUCGUCAUCUCAGUGGUCACGAACAGGUAGUCUCAUGUAUAAGCCAGAGAUAGGAUGGAUUCAUGCAGAUGCUCAGCUGUCUCCAGACGCUGGCAUUUGUUAUGGUGUAAGGUACAUUGGAUGCUUAGAGAUCAAAGAGUCUAUGAAAUCAUUAGACUUUGAAACACGAACAGCAAUUGCCAGGGAGUCAAUCAAAAAGGUUGCAGAGGCAGCAGGCUUAAAGACCGCUUCGAAACAAAAAAAGGCUGACCGGCAUCUUGACAAAAUGCUGGGCAAUAACCCACACAUGCAGUAUGCAGGAGCAAAUAUUAACCUGACUAUCACAACAGAAAGUAUUAACUUAAUGGUAAUGGAAUCUGGAGAGAUUAUAGCUGAGCACCCUUUGCAUGUUGUGUCUUUUGCUUCAGGAGGUGAUGUGGACACACUGGACUUUGUAUCAUAUGUAGCCAAAGAUGCUGAAUAUGGCCGUGCAUGCCAUGUACUGGAAUGUGGUGGUGGUUUAGCAGAAGAUGUGGUCACAACAAUAGGUCAGGCAUUUGAGCUGCGGUUUAAACAAUACUUGAAAAGACAGCCUAAAACUGUCCAGAUAACGGAUAAGCAAGGAGACAAUCCUGCAUUUGUAAGUGAAAGCUUGGGAAAUGGUGAGGACUAUUACAAUGAUAAUCCUGAUGCUAUCCCACCAGAGCCCAGCUUAUCUGUUGAAGCAGCAACCUCAGUAACAUCACCUCUACCUGGGCAUACAGUAAAAAACAAAUCUAAUGAAUCCAGUCAAGAAAAACUUAACAAUGGCAGCAUAGUUAGAGGUUGUGAGCUUAAUACAAAAGAGGAAGGGAGUGAAUGUACAUAUUCAGCCAAAAGUGUGAACUAUGACAACAGAAGUCCUCUACUAACUGAGAUGGACACAAACAGCCAGCCUAUUGAUGCUUUUGACAUGGAACCAUUCAGUGUCAGCCUCCCACCAGCAUCUGAACCACCACCAUCUUCCAUGAAAUCAUCUCACAGGAUCCAGGAAACAGAUUUACGUGAAAACAAAUCUGCUGCAUCCGUGGAGGCAUUGGAACCUGUUUUUGAGGAGUGGUACCAUGGUGAUCUCCAACGCAAGCAGGCUGAAUCAUUUCUGGAGUUUGAUGGAGAUUUUCUGGUUAGAAAAAGUUCAAACAGCCCUGGCCAGUUUGUUCUCAGUGGGAAGCAAGCUGGAGCACCUCGACACUUAUUACUGGUGGAUCCAGAAGGCAUAGUGAGAACUCGUGACUUCAUAUUUGAUAGUGUGAGUCACUUGAUCAACUACCACAGACAGAAUUCCCUCCCCAUUGUUACACAGGGCAGUGAACUGCAGCUUGUCAGACCGGUGAAGGCUUGUAUUUCUGCCAUUUGA
Messenger RNA from Candidula unifasciata, 1416 nucleotides. NCBI's taxonomy places the organism in Eukaryota, Metazoa, Mollusca, Gastropoda, Stylommatophora, Geomitridae. The record is from the annotation of a GenBank genome assembly.